Messenger RNA from Diaporthe amygdali, 2262 nucleotides. RefSeq names its product pumilio-family rna binding repeat protein. Gene Ontology annotation, cellular component: cytoplasm. The transcript has 4 exons. NCBI's taxonomy places the organism in Eukaryota, Fungi, Ascomycota, Sordariomycetes, Diaporthales, Diaporthaceae. Bases 1 to 2262 code for a protein of 753 amino acids. Gene Ontology annotation, molecular function: mRNA 3'-UTR binding. The record is from RefSeq and is a predicted model, not a curated record. Gene Ontology annotation, biological process: post-transcriptional regulation of gene expression.
AUGGCCCAUGACGAGAACGCGCCGUAUGAGGACAGCUCGGGUGCCCCUCUGGCCCUUAGAAAGUCGGCCACACCAUUGACAACCUCCAAGCUCCUCAACCAAGGCUCUGCCAAGGCUAACUACGACGAGUCCAAUCCAAUGGACAAACUGCUUGCGAAGCUGUGCGAGAGCCAUGAUCAGCCUCGCCAGAACGAGAGCGCCGAAGCGGACCAUCCUUCCUCUUGCAGUUCUCUGCCAAUCACGCCUGCUACCGACGCUUUUGGAGGCACCGCUCCGACAACUCGACCUGCCAGUGCAGCCCCAAACGACAGCACCACCGCUACGGAGGAGGUUCUCCGCCUGAAGCUGGAGCUGGCCAAGGCCCAGAAUCACAUCAGCAACCUCAACAAUGAGCUGGCACAGUCACGUCGUGACCAGAGCAGUGGCCGUGCAACGCCCAUACUGUCGUCUGACUCUGACUACGCGGGGGGUGCCCCUCUCGUUGAGCCUAUUGGGACGAAGCCCUCGGCUUACCCAGCCCUGUCAGGCCUCCCCAAGGCCCAGCUCCCUCGAGACAACGCUUGGCAGGGACCUGUCUCUGACGACUGCCGCUCUGAAAUUAGUGACGCCAUAUCGGCCACUGGCUACAAUCGGUCUCGAGGAAUCUGGAACAAUGGCAACAAGCCAGGCUAUCAACCCUCCUUCAUGCCGCCCCCCAUGCCCGUGCAGGAGGGUCCCCACUCGACGGGCUGGUCCAACCCUCGUGAUCAAGGUUUCAUUGACCAGUCUGUCCCAGCGUACAGUGAGCAUACCAUGGAUGGCUUCCGAGGAGAUCGCUUUGGUCAACAGCCUGACUUGAUGCGUUCCGGUAGCGGUCGUCGCAGCAACCGUUAUGAUAACCGAUUCGGAACCCCCAGCUCUUAUGGCAGCAACUACGGUGGCUAUGGCAUGGGAAACAUGGGCCCUUCCCAAUACGAUGGUGGUUCUGGCUAUCCUGGAGGCCCUGGAAACAUGGCUGGGAAUGGCAUGGGAAUGUUCCCUCAGUAUGGACCGUCGCCUAUCGGAACACCCCUGUCUCCACAUGCGACCGAGUUCACAUCCACCACAGGCUCUUCCUGGAAGCCUGAUGCAAUUGCGACUGAGGGACAGACGUAUCUGCCCACCACUGAGCCCCUUAACUACCGUCGUCUCCUGGAUCGCAACGUCAACUGCAACUGGAAGUACAUUGUCGACAAGAUCGUCUGCAACAAUGACCAACAAGCUUCUAUUUUCCUCCAACAGAAGCUCAAGGUCGGAACUCCAGAGCAGAAGUAUGAGAUUGUCGAAGCCAUUGUUGCUCAGGCAUACCCUCUCAUGGUCAAUCGCUUUGGAAACUUCCUGGUCCAACGCUGCUUUGAACACGGCACUCCCGAGCAGGUCAUCAAGAUCGCCGAAGCUAUUCGUGGCAACACACUCAACCUCUCGAUGGACCCAUUCGGAUGCCACGUCGUGCAAAAGGCAUUUGAUUCUGUCCCGGAGGAUUACAAGGCCAUUAUGGUUCAUGAGCUGCUUCGUCGCAUUCCCGAGACAGUCAUUCAUCGCUAUGCCUGUCACGUCUGGCAGAAGCUGUUUGAAUUGAGAUGGACUGAGAGCCCUCCUCAAAUCAUGAAGUUCGUCAAUGAGUCACUGCGCGGUAUGUGGCACGAAGUCGCGCUGGGAGAGACGGGUAGUCUGGUUGUUCAAAACAUCUUUGAGAACUGCCUGGAGGAUGACAAGCGCCCAUGCAUUGAGGAAGUCCUUGCCAACAUCGACAUUGUGGCACAUGGCCAGUUCGGUAACUGGUGCAUCCAGCAUAUUUGCGAGCAUGGUGCCCCUGCAGACCGCAGUCGUGCCAUUGAUCAUGUCAUUCGGUACGCUGCGGAGUAUUCCAUGGAUCAAUUCGCUUCCAAGGUCGUUGAGAAGUGCCUCAAGAUUGGAGGUCCCGAGUUCCUCAGCCGCUACCUUGAUCGAGUCUCUGAGGGUCGUCUCGACCGCCCACGCAUCCCUUUGAUCGACAUUGCCAGCGAUCAGUAUGGCAAUUAUCUCAUCCAAUACAUUCUGACUCAUGCCAAUUCCCAGCACCGCGACAUUGUCGCUGCUCAUAUCCGCAAGCACAUGGUUUCACUCCGUGGAUCCAAGUUUGGAUCGCGCGUCGGCAUGCUUUGUACUAAUCCAGCGGUCGCGACGCGCCCCGGCCCCGGCGUUGGGCCUGUGGUGGGUAGUCGCAUGGCUCCAGGACCUCGUUACGGUGGUGCCUACCGCUGA